Messenger RNA from Ceratotherium simum simum (southern white rhinoceros), 909 nucleotides. The record is from RefSeq and is a predicted model, not a curated record. Lineage: Eukaryota; Metazoa; Chordata; Mammalia; Perissodactyla; Rhinocerotidae.
AUGACCAGCACAGACAGUUCAUGGCUGUUUGCUGUCAAAUGUGGGGGCUGCUUUGAGGCCAUCGCUCCCAACGAGUUUGUGAUGCGGGCCCAGAAGAGUGUGUACCACCUGAGCUGCUUCUGCUGCUGUGUCUGUGAGCGGCAGCUCCAGAAGGGUGAUGAGUUUGUCUUGAAGGAGGGGCAGCUGCUCUGCAAAGGGGACUAUGAGAAAGAGCGGGAGCUGCUCAGCCUGGUGAGCCCAGCAGCGUCAGACUCAGGCAAAAGUGAUGAUGAAGAAAGUCUUUGCAAGUCAGCCCAUGGGGCAGGGAAAGGAACUGCUGAGGAUGGCAAAGACCAUAAACGCCCCAAACGUCCCAGAACCAUCUUGACAACCCAACAAAGGAGAGCAUUCAAGGCCUCGUUUGAAGUAUCCUCCAAGCCAUGCAGGAAGGUGAGGGAGACCCUGGCUGCAGAGACAGGGCUGAGUGUCCGUGUGGUCCAGGUGUGGUUCCAGAACCAGAGAGCUAAGAUGAAGAAGUUGGCCCGGCGGCAGCAGCAACAGCAGCAAGAUCAGCAGAACACCCAGAGGCUGAGUUCCGCUCAGACAAAUGGUGGCGGGAAUGCUGGGAUGGAAGGGAUCAUGAACCCCUACACAGCUCUGCCCACCCCACAGCAGCUCCUGGCCAUCGAGCAGAGUGUCUACAGCUCAGAUCCCUUCCGACAGGGUCUCACCCCACCCCAGAUGCCUGGAGACCACAUGCACCCCUAUGGUGCCGAGCCCCUUUUCCAUGACCUGGAUAGUGACGACGCCUCCCUCAGUAACCUGGGUGACUGUUUCCUAGCAACCUCAGAAGCCGGACCCCUGCAGUCCAGAGUGGGAAACCCCAUUGAUCACCUGUACUCCAUGCAGAAUUCUUACUUCACCUCUUGA